GGUCCAGGGUUUAUCGUUCGCUUCUUCCUAAAGAAUCCGACUCUCUUCGACUUCGCCUUGCCUCGCCCGCAAGAUCGAUGGCGGAAACCCUAGAUGUCGAGACCCCACCGAUCGGAGAAACCUCGGCCUCCUUGCCCGGCCUCGUUUCUGACACCCAAAAUGUUGAACAUGCGAGUGAUUUCGAGCCAGGAGACAACUCUCUUGAGUUGGAGGAGAAGGCCCCUGAUGCAGCGGUAGAGAAGGGGGAAGAUAGAAGAGAGUUAACCAGGACUCGCUAUUCGAGGAAGGAGAUGGAGGCGAUGAGGUCUACGGGCGUCAGAGAGCAGCGGCGGUGGUGGGAGGAGGUGUACGAGGGGCUGGGCGAGGUCGUCGCUCGAGAUUACGAUGGGCUUCGCGCGGAUACCACUCGGAAGCAGAAGCGCAGGGGAAAGAACAAAAAAGCAAAGGCCUCCCCUGUUGUCUGUGAAGAAUUUUCUGUAAAUGCUUCUGAAAGUUUGGAUCUGUUGGAUUUCUCUGAGAUUGCUUGCGAUGAUGCUGAUGUUGGUAGUCAGAAUGGCCAAUCUGUAGAAGAAUGGUGCUGUGACAAUGAAUGCAUAAACAAUGAAGAUGACAGCAGUGACGAUGAGCCUGACAGUAUUCAGAGGCCUGCCUUUCUUGUUGAAGGUGAACCUGAUUUUGAUUCUGGUCCACCAUUAGAUGGGAUAGAGUACCUUAGACGGGUCAGGUGGGAAGCUGCUCAAAUUCCAAAAGUGAAAGUGGCGAAGCUCAAAGUGAGUAAACGAAGCAGUGAACAAACACCUUAUAUGCCUAAAAUACCAGAGUUUGAGAAGUGCCCUUGUAACUUGUUUCCAUCUAAACUUUGGGAAGAUGCUUUCCUUGCUGAAUAUUCAGAGAUAAGACAGACUUUCUCAGAGCUGGAAGAUUCUUGUGACCAACUUUUCUCGACAAGUCACGAUAAAAAUGCUUGCAAAGACCCUGACCAUACACACAAGCCAGAGAGUUUUCCAACGAUGUCGUUCUUAUGCCGCAUGGAUGCUGUUUCCCGAGCAUCAACACUGAGGAACUACAUAAGCAUGUUUGAGAGUGCAGAUGUACUGUCACGGGAUGACUGCUUAUGGUUGUUUGCGCUCUCAGUAGUAGUGGACACACCACUUGAUGCAGAUAUGUGUUCUUCUAUGAGGUGCUUGCUGCGUAAGUGCUUGAGUCUUCUUGCUAGAAAAUCCGAGCCUGAUGAUGAGGUUGCUAUGCUAAACAUACUCGUCGCAAUCACUGGCAAAUACUUUGGGCAGUCUGAGAACUAGACACAGAGAAUAAGAUAUUUACAGAGAGAGGAUGAAGAAGAAGCUAACACUGUCAAAAAAUAAGAGUGAGAUCGAAUACUUGGUUUAAAGAAAUCAUAAGUUCACUUUUUAGUACACUAUUCUAUCUGCAGAAGUAUAAUCCUGCUAGAAUUUUGCAUCUCUCUGUGUAGUAUGUAGCACUUUUUUGGUGUGAAGCCGCUUCUGCACCUGUAAGGGAAAAUUGUUAUUUUCCCUCGAAACAACAUAUUUUGUGUUCAGUUUUUAUGUUGUACGUAAUUGUGAUUUUGAUCGUAA
Messenger RNA from Musa acuminata AAA Group (dessert banana), 1595 nucleotides. RefSeq lists its product as uncharacterized. The record is from RefSeq and is a predicted model, not a curated record. Bases 78 to 1301 code for a protein of 407 amino acids. Gene Ontology annotation, biological process: spliceosomal snRNP assembly. Lineage: Eukaryota; Viridiplantae; Streptophyta; Magnoliopsida; Zingiberales; Musaceae. Gene Ontology annotation, cellular component: nucleus; SMN complex. The transcript has 4 exons.